UUUAGACUUAUUUUACUUAUGGCCAUGGGUUUAGGUGCUAUGUAUAUGGUACACUUGCUUGCUCAGGACUACAACAAAAUUCGGCAGCCGGUCGCUGCUGCCGCUCGAGCAAUUGUAAGUGCUAGCAAUCUGAGAACUCGAGCGAAGCGAGAUAUUUAUGAAAAUGUUACAAACACAACUACUCUCAAUAUUGACUGGAAAAUAAUUUUGUCACGAGAUCCAUUUGAAUGCCUGCAAUCGCUGAUAUGCCAACUAAUGUCGGGCGCAGACACUCAUUCUCUUGAGGCCAAGUUGUUAAUGGAAUUUCUCGAAAAAACGGUAGUCUCGGCCCCAGUGGAAGUUCGAUUUGCCUUUAGUAGAGGAUUAACCUUGCAUGGUUCAACCGAAACUUGCUACAAUGUAUAUCCAUUCUGCAUAUAUUCUGCAAAAACUAUGUUAAGAGUUUUAAGAUGGUUUGCGAAGUCGCCGAUUGAAGACAACCCUUAAUUUAAGUUACAAAGAAAGGAAAAUCAAUACCGAAAGUAUAUUUCUAAACGAUUUCAUCAAUACUUUCUUGUUGAAGUAAAU
Molecule: messenger RNA, 567 nt
Organism: Bactrocera neohumeralis
Lineage: Eukaryota; Metazoa; Arthropoda; Insecta; Diptera; Tephritidae
Exons: 1
Source: RefSeq, a predicted model, not a curated record